Aphanomyces astaci is the source of this 354-nucleotide messenger RNA. RefSeq lists its product as hypothetical. NCBI's taxonomy places the organism in Eukaryota, Oomycota, Saprolegniomycetes, Saprolegniales, Verrucalvaceae. The record is from RefSeq and is a predicted model, not a curated record. The coding region runs from base 1 to 354 and encodes 117 amino acids. The transcript has 2 exons.
AUGAAAGCCAGCGGUGCCUCCGAAGACGAAACCGAGAAGACGCAGUUGCUUGAUGACCUCCUGCUUCGCAUGCAAGAGACGGAGGAAAAGUCGGUCAAGGCUUCAAUUGCGGCGUCAGCAGCCAACAGGUCCAAGGACUUAAACGCCCACCAUGUACGGCACGAAGCGAUGAAAACCAUUGGAAAGCGCAAAGUUGAAGAACUGGGGCCCUCCAAAUCCACGCCAUCGAAGAAGCAGCAGCAGUGGCAGUUGGUGAAUAGCAUAGAUACUGCAACUACAUUCCCCACGGCGCUCAGCAUAAUUUUUUGCUGCGGCUUAAAGGUAGUGAAUGCCCACAGCGUCUUCGUCAGCUGA